Messenger RNA from Magnolia sinica, 2106 nucleotides. RefSeq names its product probable glycerol-3-phosphate acyltransferase 3. Lineage: Eukaryota; Viridiplantae; Streptophyta; Magnoliopsida; Magnoliales; Magnoliaceae. Gene Ontology annotation, cellular component: membrane. The transcript has 2 exons. Gene Ontology annotation, molecular function: phosphatase activity; glycerol-3-phosphate 2-O-acyltransferase activity. The record is from RefSeq and is a predicted model, not a curated record. Bases 6 to 1595 code for a protein of 529 amino acids. Gene Ontology annotation, biological process: cutin biosynthetic process.
CUCCAAUGGCUGGAAAGGGAUUCAUUAAAUUCCUUCUCUUCUUCUAUCGAUUCCUCCUCAAAAGAUUAAGGAGCCCACGUCCACACCACCGCAAGGGAAAUGCCCACACACCCACAUCACAAUUACAAAAAUACCCCUUUCUCAGUUCCAAAUGCAACCUAGACAAACUCUCAGACCAGACCUUGGUAUGUGACGUUGAAGGUGCAUUGCUCAAAUCCUCCUCACGUUUUCCAUACUUCAUGCUGGUGGCUUUUGAGGGAGGUGGGCUUUUGAGGGCUUUUGUGCUUUUACUUUUGUACCCUUUGGUGUGUUGUCUUAGUAGGGAAAUGGCACUUAAGGCCAUGGUCAUGGUGUCGUUUUUUGGGAUUAGAGAGGAGGGUUUUAGGGUGGGAAGGGCAGUUUUGGCAAAGUAUUUUUUGGAGGAUGUGAGUAUGGAGGUGUAUGAGGUGUUGAAGAGGGGUGGGAGGAGAGUGUGUGUGAGUGAGAUGCCUAGGGUUAUGGUGGAGGGGUUCUUGAAAGAGUAUAUAGGUGCGGAGGCUGUUUUGGGAAGGGAAUUGAAAGUGGUUUUUGGGUAUUAUGUGGGGUUGAUGGAGGAAAAGGAGAAGAUGGUUUUUGAGUUGGAAGAGGAGAAGAUGGUUGGUGGUGUUGUUGGGAUUGGAAACUUCAACAGCUGUUUCGAUCAGCACUUCUCUCUGUGCAUGGAAAUCUAUCUGGUGACUGAAGCUGACAAGAGGAACUGGCAUGUCCUACCAAGACACAAACACUCAAGGCCCUUGAUCUUCCAUGAUGGUAGAUUGGCUUUCAGGCCCACCCCACUUGCCACCCUGGCCAUGUUCAUGUGGGUCCCAUUUGGGUUCCUCCUAGCCAUCUUUAGAGCCCUUGUGGGCCUAUCACUGCCCUACAAAAUAGCCAUCCCCAUUCUAUCCAUGACUGGAAUGAGACUCAGACUCAAAUCACCCAUUUCAAGCCCAUACACACCCAACAAACAAAACCCAAAAGGCAUUCUUUAUGUGUGCAAUCACAGGACCCUUUUGGACCCUCUCUACCUUUCAACAGCCCUAAACAAGCCUCUAACUGCAGUCACCUACAGCCUAAGUAGACUAUCUGAGCUUUUGGCACCCAUAAAAACAGUUAGACUGACUAGAAAUAGAGAGGAAGAUAGGAAGAGAAUGGAGAAGCUUUUAAGGCAAGGUGACCUUGUGGUGUGCCCUGAGGGCACCACAUGUAGGGAACCCUUCUUGUUAAGGUUCAGCCCUUUGUUUGCAGAGGUGGGUGAUGAGAUAGUGCCUGUGGCUAUGGAUGCACAUGUUAGUAUGUUCUAUGGUACAACAGCUGGUGGGCUUAAGUGCCUGGACCCACUUUUCUUCCUCAUGAACCCUUUCCCUGGCUAUGAUGUUGAGGUUCUUGGGAAGGUGGACAAGGGACCCACAUGUGGUGGGGAUGGAAUUUCUAGGAUUGAUGUGGCUAAUUUUGUCCAAGGAGAGUUGGGUAAGGCACUGGGAUUUGAGUGCACUAGUCUUACAAGAAAGGACAAGUACCUGAUGUUGGCUGGAAAUGAAGGGAUUGUUCCUAGUUCAAGUGGGAAAGAAACUUGAGUUAUUUGUUACUCUGGCAGAGUGUUAUGAUUCAUACACGUGGGAAAUCUGAACUAGAUCCAAACCAUUCAAAUAUCCAGGUCUGUUACUGAUGGGGUGCCAAAAUAAAAAUAAAAAAUAAAAUCAAAUCAAAUGAUCCGAGCUAUCUGGUUGGCGGGUAUCAAAUGGAUGGUUAGAAUGAAAGCAUUUGACGGUUUGGAUUCAAGAAAAAUUGUCUGAUAAUUGGAAGGUAGGACUAUCUGAUCGGUCCAGCUUUUUUUUAUAUGACUAUUAAAAGUGGGGCCAAUGCCUCGACAGUUGGAUUUGAGUAGAUGUGUGCCACGUGCACAGUGGCUACGUGCAUGUGCAAGAAGCAUCGUCCUCUACCAGAGUAUCAUAGUUUUUCUAAAAACCUUUUUAUACUCUUGCCUAUUACAAUCCUUUAUUGUAGCACGUGGUUUGUAAUGUAUAUGUGUGUAUGUAUUUUGUUACUCUUUGAUUAGAACAGAAAGUAUCAACUCUUAAUUUUGGU